AUGUCACAAAAGCAAGUACAUUCCUACGACGAAGUUGAAGUAAACAAACUGCGUGGCAAACCCAGGAGACAAGGUGGAUCACGGCAACCAACAAACCAGCCGAGACCACAGCGCCAACAAAACAACCAGCGUAAACCACAGCAGCAAUCAAGACAACUAAACGAUAGCACCGCGAAGUGUUACCGUUGUGGUCCCUUACCACAGCAGAAGGUUAACUCUCUAGGAUCUGUUAGGUCCAAAUCGGAGAUUCUCUCAGAGUACGAGGAUAGAUUCCAAUGGACAUCUCGAACUGCAGACUCGGUUGACAAACACAAUAAAGCUCUUUCAGCAGUUUUGCAAAGGUUGCGCGACAAGAAUCUGACAUUGAAUAAGGAAAAAUGUGAAUUCAGUAAGUCCGAGCUGAAAUUCAUGGGCCAUAUUCUGUCUAAAGAUGGCAUCAAGAUUGGUGACGCAAAAGUCAGGGCUAUCAGAGAUACUGAACCGCCCACAAAUGUCACCGAGGUCAAGUCGUUUUUGGGACUGGUCACAUUUUGUUCCAAAUAUAUUCCAGAUUAUGCUACCUUGUUUGAGCCAUUACGUAAAUUCACAAGAAAGAAACAACCUUGGGUCUGGGGGUUGACCAACAAAAGUGUUUGA
This is a messenger RNA of Mercenaria mercenaria, 636 nucleotides long. RefSeq lists its product as uncharacterized. Bases 1 to 636 code for a protein of 211 amino acids. NCBI's taxonomy places the organism in Eukaryota, Metazoa, Mollusca, Bivalvia, Venerida, Veneridae. The transcript has 3 exons. The record is from RefSeq and is a predicted model, not a curated record.